Penicilliopsis zonata CBS 506.65 is the source of this 1302-nucleotide messenger RNA. RefSeq lists its product as hypothetical. Gene Ontology annotation, molecular function: protein binding. NCBI's taxonomy places the organism in Eukaryota, Fungi, Ascomycota, Eurotiomycetes, Eurotiales, Aspergillaceae. The coding region runs from base 302 to 1198 and encodes 298 amino acids. The transcript is spliced from 4 exons. The record is from RefSeq and is a predicted model, not a curated record.
GCUCUCGUGACUUUCCUUUGCUUGCUGUUCCUUUUAUUUUCUUUUCCGGAUUGUCAAAUACCCCUCUCUCCCUUGUUCGCCUCCCCGCUUCCCACCCGCCCUGUUCUCUCCCAGCUGCGUGGCGAUCAACGGAGACAUACGAUAGGGAUCGGUUCGACGCUUUUCUGGCAGGCGUUUUAAUAGAAUCGGUCGUCCAGAUUGAAGUUGUCACAAGGCCUGUGGUUUUUUUCCCAGCUCCGCUGACCUUGAGCCAAUCCCCCCCCCCCAUCGCAGAGCUUCCCCGCACGACGACUCCAACACCAUGCUUCUCACAGUCAGCGUUAUCCGACCGGACCAGGCCGAUUCGGACAUCAUCACACUCGAGGUGGGCGGGGACAUGACCGUGGAGCUGCUCAAGGCGAUUGUCGAGAGCGAGACGAGCAUUCCUCCUCAGGUGCAGCGGAUUAUCUACAACAACCAGCUGCUCAGCGAUGACUCGCGCACGCUUGAGCAGGUGGGGAUUGGGGAAGGCGACAUGAUCGGGGUCCAUGUCGGUCUGCGCGGGCCACCUCCGCCCCCUCGCAACCAGAGCGCUGCAGGAAGUGCUGCUUCUGCUUCUGCAGCUUCUGCUUCUGUUUCUGCUUCAUCUGCUGCACAACAGCAACAGAGUCUUCAAAGGCGGCAGCAGAUGACUCCCGACCCGGAGCUGAUCCGGUUGCAUAUCCUCGGCGACCCCCGGGUCCGCGAAACGGUGCGGAGACAGAACCCAGAGUUGGCCGCUGCGGCGGAUGACCCGCAACGAUUCCGCGAUAUUCUUCUGGCGCAACAACAACGUGAGGCGAGGCUCGAGGCGGACAAGGAGGCACGGAUUGCCAUGUUAAACUCGGAUCCGUUCAACCUGGAUAACCAGCGGGAGAUUGAGGAGAUCAUCCGUCAAAACGCAGUCACGGAGAACCUGCACAAUGCGAUGGAGCACCAUCCAGAAUCCUUUGGUCGCGUGACGAAGUCACCAUCAUGUCGCCCCAGUGUGCGACGGCAUGCAACAUCAUGCGCCUGGUCGACUCCCGCUACGGAGGCAUUGCCAAGGGAGUGGGAACGGCAAAUAUCCUCGGCCGGGUACAUUCAGCCCAGAUCAAGAUCGGUGAAAUGUUCCUGCCGUGCUCCUUCACCGUUAUGGAAGGCAAACACAUUGAUCUUCUCCUCGGACUGGACAUGUUGAGGCGACACCAAGCCUGUAUUGACCUCAAGCAGGGGGCCCUCAUCAUCCAGGACCAAGCCGUGCCCUUCCUUGGAGAGGCCGAUAUCCCCAGCCACCUCCUGGAC